AUGGUGGUGGAAUCUUCAUCACGAUCUGUCCACUGGCAACGUGAGGGGUCGCGAUAUCACAAUGCCAGCCGUCUCAAAAUCGGCACGUUUGUUGGCGUCCCUCACCAGGUUCGUCGUUUUCCCCCAAUUGACGCUGCCACGCAUCGCCCGUGGUCCACCGACUUACACGAGACCUUGUCGCCCCAAUGCAGGCCCUUGCCCUCAAUAAGACACCGAGCUGUCUUGUCGGCCACGACGGCCUCUAGAAGCAGUAGCUCCGCCACCGCUUCAGCCGAGCAGGUAAAGCAGGCCGAGGCCAGCUACAAGCUCGUGGACCGCGCCGCCGACUUUGCAGCCAAGCAGGCCCGCCGGCCAGACUUUGACCACGCCGGCACGCCCAUUGAGGUGACCAAGCAGCCCAGCCCCGACUGGCAGUACGGCGACGGCGCGCUGGGCUACAACCCGUCGUGGACACACCGCCAAGUUGACCCCUACGCCACGGACCGGCCCAUGAUUCACAACUACAAGCUGCUCGUGUCGGGCAUCGCCCCGCGCCCCGUCGGCUUCAUCAGCACCGUGUCGGCCGACGGCCGCACCAAGAACCUCGCGCCGUUCAGCUACUUCCAGGUCGUCGACCACGACCCGCCCACGUUUGUCGUCGGCUUCUCGUCGCGGCCCGGCCGCGCAAAGGACACGUUCCGCAACCUGCAGGACACGGGCGAGUGCGUCAUCAACACCGUGUCCGAGAACAUGAUGGAGGCGGUCAACGCCACGUCGCUCGACCCCCCGCACGGCGUCUCGGAGUGGGCCAUUUCCGGCCUGCACGAGGCCCCCGCGGCCACUGUCCGGCCCAGCCGCGUCCACGAGUCCGUCUUCUCGGUCGAGGGCAAGGUCGUCGACGCCAAGGAGCUCGGGCACGGAAAGCCGGGCAUGAGCGCGGCUGGCGUUGUCCUCAUCCAGGCCACGCGCUUCUGGGUCCGCGAGGACGCCACCAACGACGAGGCCAGUCACAUCGAGCUGGACAAGCUGCGCCCGGUAGCACAACUGGGUGGCAUGUCGUACGGCCGCAUCACCUCGACGUUUGAGCUGCCCCGGAAAUGGUGGGCGGAUGAAAAGGCAAACUCCCCGCUGCUGUCUAGCCUCGAGUCGGACAAGCCUGACGCCUAA
Messenger RNA from Cordyceps militaris CM01, 1146 nucleotides. Its product is annotated as FMN-binding split barrel. Gene Ontology annotation, molecular function: FMN binding. The record is from RefSeq and is a predicted model, not a curated record. NCBI's taxonomy places the organism in Eukaryota, Fungi, Ascomycota, Sordariomycetes, Hypocreales, Cordycipitaceae. Bases 1 to 1146 code for a protein of 381 amino acids. The transcript is spliced from 2 exons.